This is a messenger RNA of Prunus persica (peach), 1048 nucleotides long. RefSeq names its product ylmG homolog protein 1-2, chloroplastic. Gene Ontology annotation, cellular component: membrane. The record is from RefSeq and is a predicted model, not a curated record. NCBI's taxonomy places the organism in Eukaryota, Viridiplantae, Streptophyta, Magnoliopsida, Rosales, Rosaceae. The coding region runs from base 174 to 848 and encodes 224 amino acids. The transcript has a single exon. Gene Ontology annotation, biological process: chloroplast fission.
ACUAAAAAAUAAAAUACCGAAGAAAAAAAAUUAAAAAAUUAAAAAAAAGAAGAAGAUUUUUUUAUUAUUUUAUACGCCGUUAGUUUUCACUUAUCUCUACAGUCUAAAAACACGUCGGUAGUAUAAUUGGGCACUUCGCUGCUUUCACCAGAACAGAAAGCUCCAAAGUAACCAUGGCUUCAGUCAUGACUUCUCAUGCUAUCCUCUUCCAAACCUCAAACCCAAUCCGACCCAAACCCAAGCUCAAACCUUUCUGCACCCCUGCUCUCAAAUUCAGCCCCAACCCUAACCUUAACCCCAACAAAAUACUCAAAUUUUCCCUCAGACCCCUCUGCGCCUCUCUCACCACAAACCUCCAAACCCUAAAUACCCAAAUCCCAUCUCAGUCCCCACCACCCCUAGCCCAUCUCCCUACUCGGACGCUCACCACCCUCUUCGCCCUAACCCUAGCCGUCGUCCGCAACCUCUCAAUUUCACUAUUGAAAUUCGGAUCCCAAUUCGGACCCUCCAUCGGUUCCGCCGCCGGACCCCUCUUCUUCGCGGCGCUCGGAGACCGCCCGAGCGGCUACUUGAACACGCCGUUGACGGUGGUCGCCGCCGGACUCUCCAAAUGGCUCGAUAUCUACAGUGGGGUUUUGAUGGUUAGGGUUUUGCUCAGUUGGUUCCCCAAUAUUCCUUGGGACCGCCAACCCCUUUCGGCGAUUCGGGACCUCUGCGAUCCCUAUUUGAAUCUCUUUCGCAACAUAAUCCCGCCGAUUUUCGAUACCUUGGAUGUUAGUCCGCUCUUGGCUUUCGCAGUUUUGGGCACGCUGGGAUCGAUUCUCAACAACAGUAGAGGAAUGUAUUGAUAUUGAUUGAGCAAGAAAAAUUGGCGGGUUUAGGUUGGGAAGCAAUUGGGUAAGGAAAGUUAUCGGUUGUUUAGCUUAAGUUCAUAUUUUUUGUGGAUUAUUCAUAAUGUGUUUCGGUUAUAACACGGAUAAGUUUAAAUUCAGUAUGAAUAUAUAAAUUUUGACAUAUUUUAUGGAUGAGAUUUUCAAUUUUCGUUUCA